Molecule: messenger RNA, 2001 nt
Organism: Sorex fumeus (smoky shrew)
Lineage: Eukaryota; Metazoa; Chordata; Mammalia; Eulipotyphla; Soricidae
Gene: FZD7
Product: frizzled class receptor 7
Exons: 1
Coding region: 153-1877 (574 amino acids)
Biological process (GO): non-canonical Wnt signaling pathway; canonical Wnt signaling pathway
Cellular component (GO): plasma membrane
Molecular function (GO): Wnt-protein binding; Wnt receptor activity
Source: RefSeq, a predicted model, not a curated record
GCGCCCUCGGCUCCGCGCCGCCCACGGCCCGGCCCCGGCGCCGGGAAGACUCUCAUGCGCCGGGCGCGGCGGCGCCUCCCCGGAUCCAAGCUUCUCCCGGCUGCCUGGCCGCGCUCCUGCCGCUGAGAGCGCCUCUGCACCCGCGGCCGGCGAUGCGGGACCCCGGCGCGUCCUCCUCGCGCUCGCUCCUCGGCCUGGGCACGCUGGUGUUGGCGCUGCUGGGCGCUCUGCCCGCGGGCACCGGGGCGCAGUCGCACCACAGCGAGAGGGGCAUCUCGGUGCCUGACCACGGCUUCUGCCAACCCAUCUCCAUCCCGCUGUGCACGGACAUCGCCUACAACCAGACCAUCCUGCCCAACCUCCUGGGCCACACGAACCAGGAGGACGCGGGCCUCGAGGUGCACCAGUUCUACCCGCUGGUGAAGGUGCAGUGUUCUCCCGAGCUGCGCUUCUUCCUGUGCUCCAUGUACGCGCCCGUGUGCACCGUGCUCGAUCAGGCCAUCCCGCCGUGCCGCUCCCUGUGCGAGCGCGCCCGCCAGGGCUGCGAGGCGCUCAUGAACAAGUUCGGCUUCCAGUGGCCCGAGCGGCUGCGCUGCGAGAACUUCCCCGUGCACGGCGCCGGCGAGAUCUGCGUGGGCCAGAACACGUCGGAUGGCUCCGGGGGCGCCGGCGGCGGGCCCACCGCCUACCCCACGGCGCCCUACCUGCCGGAUCUGCCUUUCACCGCGCAGCCUCCGGGCGCCGCCGACGGCAGGGGCCGCUCCGCCUUCCCCUUCUCGUGCCCCCGCCAGCUCAAGGUGCCCCCCUACCUGGGCUACCGUUUCCUGGGCGAGCGCGACUGCGGCGCCCCGUGCGAGCCGGGCCGCGCCAACGGCCUCAUGUACUUUAAGGAGGAGGAGAGGCGCUUCGCCCGCCUCUGGGUGGGCGUGUGGUCGGUGCUGUGCUGCGCCUCGACGCUCUUCACCGUGCUCACCUACCUGGUGGACAUGCGACGCUUCAGCUACCCCGAGCGGCCCAUCAUCUUCCUGUCGGGCUGUUACUUCAUGGUGGCCGUGGCGCACGUGGCCGGCUUCCUGCUGGAGGACCGCGCCGUGUGCGUGGAGCGCUUCUCGGACGACGGCUACCGCACGGUGGCGCAGGGCACCAAGAAGGAGGGCUGCACCAUCCUCUUCAUGGUCCUCUACUUCUUCGGCAUGGCCAGCUCCAUCUGGUGGGUCAUCCUGUCUCUCACUUGGUUCCUGGCGGCCGGCAUGAAGUGGGGCCACGAGGCCAUCGAGGCCAACUCGCAGUACUUCCACCUGGCCGCGUGGGCCGUGCCGGCCGUCAAGACCAUCACCAUCCUGGCCAUGGGCCAGGUGGACGGGGACCUCCUCAGUGGGGUGUGCUACGUGGGCCUGUCGAGCGUGGACGCGCUGCGGGGCUUCGUGCUGGCGCCCCUGUUCGUCUACCUGUUCAUCGGCACGUCCUUCCUGCUGGCCGGCUUCGUGUCGCUCUUCCGCAUCCGCACCAUCAUGAAGCACGACGGUACCAAGACGGAGAAGCUGGAGAAGCUCAUGGUGCGCAUCGGCGUCUUCUCGGUGCUCUACACGGUGCCCGCCACCAUCGUGCUGGCCUGCUACUUCUACGAGCAGGCCUUCCGCGAGCACUGGGAGCGGACCUGGCUCCUGCAGACGUGCAAGAGCUACGCUGUGCCCUGCCCGCCCGGCCACUUCCCGCCCAUGAGCCCCGACUUCACCGUCUUCAUGAUCAAGUACCUGAUGACCAUGAUUGUGGGCAUCACCACCGGCUUCUGGAUCUGGUCGGGCAAGACCUUGCAGUCGUGGCGCCGCUUUUACCACAGACUCAGCCACAGCAGUAAGGGGGAGACUGCGGUAUGAACCCCGGCCCCUCCCCCUCGCCGAGCCGGGGGUGGGAGAAAGGCGCCUGAGCCAAAGGACUGCGGGGGUGGGGGGACGGGGGCUUGAUUCGCAGCCCCCCCCCCGCCCCCAAUGUAAAGUGACU